Molecule: messenger RNA, 1545 nt
Organism: Miscanthus lutarioriparius
Lineage: Eukaryota; Viridiplantae; Streptophyta; Magnoliopsida; Poales; Poaceae
Source: the annotation of a GenBank genome assembly
AUGAUGGCCACCGAGCCCUCGUCCCCGGGGAACCCCGUCGAGGACCUCGAAACACUACCCCUCGACUCCUCCUCCAGUGUCGGUGUCGCGGCCACAACCGACCCCCUGGUCCGCCCACCUCCUCCCCCCUCGUCCACCUCCUCUCCUACCGCCGGCGAGAACCACGGCGCGUUUCUGGACGAAGAGGACGAGGAUGGGGUGGAGGACUUCACGCCUCCCCCGGCUCCCCACGCCGCUGCGGCCGCGACGAAGUCCCGCGAGGCGUCGCCGGGGUUCGCUGAGAUCACUGUCUCCGAGCCUAGGAAGCACGCGGAGCCCGCGACCGGAGCCGUUGGCGUCAUUCCAGGCUCGGCCAGCUACGUCUCCUACCUCAUCGCCACUCGGGUGCCCGACGGCGGCGAGUUCCGCGUGCGUCGGCGCUUCCGCGACGUCGUGGCGCUCGCCAACCGCCUCGCGGAGACACACCGCGGCCUCUUCGUACCGGCAAGGCCCGACAAGAGCAUCGUCGAGGGGCAGGUCAUGCAGCGGCACGACUUCGUGAACCAGCGGUGCGUCACGAUCCAGCGCUACCUCCGCCGCCUCGCCGCGCACCCCGUUGUCGGCCGCAGCCCCGUCCUCCACGCCUUCCUCACCGAGCCUAGCGGUAUCCCCACUUCGGACGGUGAGUCCCCCAGGUGGAGCCCUGCGAUGAGUGCUGCCACGCCCAUGGCUGCUGCCGCUCCAGUGACGCCUACGAAGAGUGGGAGGGACUUUUUUGGGGUGUUCAAGGACCUGAAGCAGACAGUAACCAAUGGGUGGGUGGCAGUAAGGCCACCUCCAGUGGAGGAGGAGAUCGACACGAAGUACCUUGUGCACAAGGCCAAGCUUGAGGACUUGGAGAAACAUCUGGUGACAGCAUCUCAGCAGGCAGAGGCAUUUGUUAAAGCUUAUGACGAUCUUAGAGCAACGACUGGUCUCUUGGGAAUGUCAUUCAUCAAACUGGCUAAGUUUGAAAAGGAGCAGGCUACGUGUAGUUCUCAGAAAAGACGAGCUGCUGACAUCAGUAAUUUUGCCAGUGCUGUUGUUAGAGUUAGCAGAUCACAGGCAAAACUAAAUGCUGAAAUUGUAAAACAUCUGGGCAUUAUCCAUGAGUACAUGGAGACAAUGGCUUCUGUUCAUAACGCUUUUAUUGCUCGUUCCAAUGCUUUGCUUCGUGUGCAAAAUUUGUCAGCAGAACUAUAUUUCUUGCAUACCCGGGCGGGAAAACUUGAAUCUGUAUCAUCGAGAGGAAUGGAUCAGGAAAGAUCAAGGUAUCAGAAGAUAGAAGAACUGAAAGAAACAGUAAGAGCCACGGAAGAUGCAAAAGCACAUGCACUUAAAGAAUUGGAACUUAUCAAGGAAAACAACAUGAAUGAAAUUAAAAGAUUUAACAAGGAAAGACGCCAGGAUUUGGUGGAGAUGCUGAAAGGCUUUGUAUCGGAUCAGGCCACAUACUCGGAUCAUUUUGCUAGCAUAUGGACAAAGGUAGCAGAAGAAACAAAAGGAUAUGCAAAAAACAGCAGUUGA